AUGACUAUCGACGACGAUAUAUCUGACGAAGUAUUGUUCGAUAAGAACAAGAAAAAGAAAAGUAAAAAUAAAAAGCGCAUCAAUCCUGAUUUACUAGAUGAAGCAUCAGUCGCAACUGUUGCUUCAGAUAAUACAGCUCAGAAUGAAGCUAAUGAUAUUAUAAAUGACAAUAGUGAUUAUACUUAUGACUAUUUGUUAUCACGAAUAGUGUCGAGUGAUACUGAACUUCCUGUGACUCGAAUCAUUAUGCCACCACCACAACUAGCGCGUAUUGGAACAAAACGUACAGCAGUAAUAAAUUUUGCUUUAAUAUCGAAAGCGCUUAAACGACAAGAAAAAAAUUUACACGAUUAUUUUACAGCUGAAUUGGGCACAACAGCAUCGAUUGAUUCAAAUCAUUCGUUAAUUAUAAGAGGACGUUUUACACAACGACAAAUUCAACAUGUUCUUCGUACGUUUAUUCAGGAGUACGUCAUUUGUAAAACAUGUCACUCUCCACAUACAUUGCUAGGAAAAGCAGAUCGUUUAACUGUAAUCAAAUGCAAUGCUUGUCAUUCAGAAUAUUCUGUAUCUACUAUUCGAACAGGUUUUCAAGCUCAAGCUCGAAGACGUACUUAA
Messenger RNA from Adineta steineri, 618 nucleotides. Lineage: Eukaryota; Metazoa; Rotifera; Eurotatoria; Adinetida; Adinetidae. The record is from the annotation of a GenBank genome assembly.